AAGUUAUAAACAAUCAAUUCCUUUUAUCUCAUGGCAUCUUCCUCUCAUAACAAGUUCGAAGACUCUACUUAUGAAGCGUUCGAUCAAUAUUUUGAUCAUCAAUUCGAUGAAGCAUUUGAGAAUUUGUGCAAUACUUUUGGUGAUCAAACAGAAGAAAAGAAGACAAGAAAAAAAAGAGUUUUUAUCGAAAGAAACCGUGAAGAAGGUCAUCUCCGAUUAUGGAAUGAUUAUUUUAGUGACGCUCCAACGUAUCCAAAAAACCUAUUCCGGCGACGAUUUCGUAUGAACAAACCAUUGUUUAUACAUAUUGUUGAUCGUCUCUCAAAUGAAGUUCAAUUCUUUCGUCAGAAGAAGGACGGUCUCGGAAGGCUUGGUCUCUCUACACUUCAGAAGUGUACGGCAGCUAUUCGUGUGUUGGCAUAUGGCUCUGCCCUUGAUGCGGUCGACGAAUACCUCAGGCUCGGUGCAACCACUACUCGGUUAUGUGUGGAAAAUUUUGUGGAAGCAAUAAUAGAUUUGUUCGGAGAUCAGUACCUAAGAAGACCAACACAAGAUGAUCUUCAACGUCUACUUCAUAUUGGAGAGCUUCGUGGGUUUCCCGGGAUGAUAGGAAGCAUCGAUUGUAUGCAUUGGGAGUGGAAGAAUUGUCCCACCGCUUGGAAAGGGCAAUAUUCUCGUGGUUCUGGAAAACCGACUAUCUUUUUAGAAGCGGUUGCUUCAUAUGAUCUUUGGAUAUGGCAUGCGUUUUUUGGACCUCCAGGUACCUUAAAUGAUAUCAAUGUUCUUGAUCGCUCACCUGUUUUUGAUGACAUAAUAAAUGGUCAAGCUCAGCAAGUGAAUUUCACGGCCAACGGAAGAGAUUAUCAUUUGGCUUACUAUCUCACCGAUGGCAUUUAUCCGAAAUGGGCAACUUUUAUCCAAUCUAUUCCAAUUCCACAAGGGCCUAAAGAAGUUUUAUUUGCUCAACGUCAAGAAGCUGCCCGAAAAGAUGUCGAACGUGCUUUCGGAGUCUUGCAAGCUCGAUUUGCAAUUGUUAAAAAUCCGGCACUUUGUUGGGAUAAAGUCAAGAUUGGAAAGAUUAUGAGAGCAUGUAUCAUACUCCAUAAUAUGAUAGUAGAAAAUGAACGAGAUGACUACACUCAAUACGAUGUUUCUGAUUUUCAACAAGGAGAAGGAAGCGGAAGUUCACAUGUCGAUCUCACAUAUUCAACAGAUAUCCCUACAAAUAUCGCCAAUCAGAUGGGUGUUCGAACAAGAAUUCGUGAUAGACAAGCACAUCAACAACUGAAAGGUGAUUUCGUUGAACAUAUUUGGCGUAAAUUUGGACGUGAUCAAGAUACCAACUGAGUUUGGAUGUCUCGUUCAAAUUAUUAUCGUUUAUUUUAAUAAUCUUUGUUUCCAUGCUUUUAUGUUUGUAUUUUAAAAUUUAUGUUUAAAAUGUUAUGUUUAACUAUGUUUUAUUUACUUAAUAAAUUUUAUCUUUUAUAAAAAAAUUAUGUUUAAAAAUAAAUUUAAUUUUUUUUAUUGUUAAGCACCCUAAGUUAAGCAACUACCAAUAAACCAAUAUCAUUAAAUGUUUCUUAAUUUGUUGCUUAGUUUUAUUUUAAUACUUAAAAAUUCAUUAACAACCACUUAAGCAACACUAAAGGUUGUUAGCAAUAAACAUGCUCUUACUACCCUGCUAAUUAUGUCAGAAAACUGUUACCGUUUUCUGAAGUUGGUUAUAAGUCUCCUUACGAGUUGUUGAACAAACAAAAACCAGACUAUUCAUCAUACCUAAGGGUUUUUGGUUCAGCGUGCUACCCUUGCUUAUGGUCAUAACAAGUUUGAUCCAAGGUCUUUACAAUGUAUCUUUUUUGGAUAUCAUUCACAAUAUAAAAGUUACAGUGUUUAUAUCCUCCUACUGGCAGAAAAUACAUCUCGCAUCAUGUUAUAUUUGAUAAGGUUGUGUUUCCUUUUGAGCACUGAUACAAGGAGUAUGUAGUUCCCCACAUACUACACCGUUGUUGCAGGCUUGGCAAUCUGCUCCUGUUCCACCACCUUUGCUUCCUAUGAUUCAGCACAUUCUUUCUCAUCAGGUUCCUACGGUUUCAACACUUGUUCAGGAUCCUGUCGUAGACCAAUUUGUUGAUGAGGCUGGACCUAGUUCGUCUAGAGAUACGGAAAUAGAGAAAAUUAUAGAGGAAGAUGAGAUAACCGAUCGCCCUGUGAGUCCUACUACAGUCACUCAAGUUUCUGGGAUCCAUCCUAUGACAACACGCCUGCAACGUGGAAUACGCAAACCAAAUCCUCGGCAUGCUCUUCUCACAUGAACAGAUCUCCCAACUAUCCCAAAGACCCUUGCGGCUGCGUUAAAACAUCCCGGUUGGAAAAAAUUUAUGGGAGAAGAAAUGGAAGCACAUCAUCUCAAUGAAACUAUGUCUCUUGUUCCUAGGGAUCCUAACAUGUGUUAGGCCGUAGGUGGAUACAUACGGUGAAACUAAAGGCAACAGGAACUUUGGAUAAGCUAAAUUCUCGACUGGCGGUGUGUGGUUUUGAACAAGAAGAAGGAGGUGCUUUUAUUGAGACUUACAGUCCGGUUGUGAGGACUUCAACAAUCAUAUUGGUUCUUAAUGUUACUGUGGAAAAAGAGUGGAAAAUGCGUCAUGAUGUUAAAAAUGCGUUCCUCCAUGGGGAGUUAGUUGAGGAAGUCUUUAUGGAACAACCACCUGGUUUUGUUGAUCCUUCAAAACUGGAUCAUGUUUGCAGACUACAUAAAGCUCUGUAUGGAUUAAAAACAGGCUCCUCGUGCUUGGUUUAAUAAGUUCACAUGUUAUACAAAAAAAACAUUACAAAAGUGUGUGACUUAUAUAGAUGAGCCUUUUGCUUCCCAAUUACUAUAGAGUAUCUUACAGUACUAAAAAUUGCUUAUGCUUCAUGUUUAGCUAUGCCACAUCAGCAUGGAAAAUCAACCAACCAAAGAUCAUUUUUCUGCCAUGUCACCAUCAAGUUUCCCAAAAAGACUCAUGUGUAUUUCAAUUGUCUUCUCAUCUUUCUCUUCAUGCAAAAUCGUUUCUUGAGAGGACUGUCCUCUCAUCUCCCAUACCUUUCUCCAUCACUCAUAAUUAUAUAUUGAUUCGACCUAUAUUGAUUCGUCUGUUUGAUUCAAUUACAUCACCUCCACUUCAGUUUAAAUACAAUUUUCCAGUUUCAAAAUUUACAUUGACUCGGGAAUACUCAGCCGACGAAUAAUAUAGUACAUCAACCGGAGGUGACCAAAUACGCAGCUUUAAUAUAACCGCAGCUCCGAUUGCCAGCUCCACUUCUCCGGCAAAUUCUAGCACCGCAACACCGGCGAAAUCCCACAUCGUCUUGGAAAGCUUCGGGUUUUGGUCUCGGCCCUCUUAGCAAAGUUGUAUCUCGAUUUGGCCGUAAAGGUUUGUUCGAUUCAAUUAUAUCCAUCAGAUUUUUGGAACAGAUUGUUCUGAGUUUUAUUUUCUUAAAACAUAGAUGAUGUUUUAGUCAGAUCGAGAUGUUUACUAGAUGUAUAUAUACUCGGGAACAAACACUGUUGCAGAUUGAAAAUUGAAUCAUGUAAGCUAGCUGUUCAUCGGUCUUUUCUCUUGGAAGACCCACUGAAGAUCGAAAGUACUUUCAGAGUUUCAGUGAGGUUUUAGAAGUGAUGCUCCUGAAGGAUCGAGCCACUGGCUGUGCUCAUGUUUAUUUUUGUCCUCGACGAUCCCAGUUUUGCUGAGUCCUACACGUAAUUGAUGUUAAAUUGUAUGUUUUCAUCAAUUUUUUUUUUGAGCCAAUACUUCAUUACUUUAGUAUCAAUCUGCUUCUUUCAAUAGUUAGUUUUUUGGAACAGAGGUUACUGCUCCUCUAGGUAAAGCUAUAAAUUGUGUCAGUUGUGAAAGUUCUAAGUGGAGCUUCAGUUUCUGCCUUACAAUGCAUUCUUUAACAGUUUAACCUUCUGUAUUUCAAAAAAAAAAAAAAAAAACAGUUUAACCAUCUCUACUUUAAUACUUCCUCCAUUUAUCAACAUGCACCUAAAUUUCACACGUCACAUGGAGUUAUGUCAUAUUAUGUUUCUCUCAAUUGUGCUGACCACUACUCAGCUUUGAGCUUGCCUCGGUAUGGACAUGGCUUAUCCCAAGGAAAAUAUAAAAAAGUGAUUGAUUUCAUAGGCGGUGAUGGUCCAUCCCCACAAGAAUUUGGGGAGUGAGAGAGCAGCUGAAUCUUAUGAGAGAAUUCAGAACCCAUGAGGUAAUGAUUGAUAUUGCGUUUCAUUAGUUUGUACUGCUGCACCAACUUCCUUCAUCUCUGAUCUCCCUAGCUAGCCUCUAGGUUUUUCUUUAUUCUAUAAAAUGGAAAUCAUAUGACAGUGAAUUAAAGAAUGAAGAACUACUGAACGACUUUGUGAGGUUGAAAAUUUUUUCUCAGAAUGUAUAUUUAUAGUUUUCCGGACAUAUUUUGUUGCCAAACGUGUCUUUUUUCUACUUGGAUUUUUGUCUUCAUGGUAUGCUGCUAACGUAAUACAUCAUCAAGAACCAGGGGUAUGGUUUCCCUACCACGGGUUCUGGAAGCUCAGAAGGUGAAGGAAUGGAUGCUGUAAGAGUUAAAAAUGUGGAAAUCUCUGUGCGUGAUUUUUAAACAAGAAAUGGAAAUCUAAAGCAAGAUGGUGCCCUAUAGUUAUCCUAAUCUUAAUCUGCAUCUUAGAAAUACUGCAUAUUUACUCCAAUAAGGAAACUUCUCGAGACAUUAAUAACGACAAUUAAACAUGGUGUGUGCUGGGUUGCAGAAUUUAGUCCCCAAUGAAGUGAACUUUUUGCGAACGAUAUUUUGCAGAGUUUUACUAAACAUGUAAAUAGUGUGCUCAGAGGUGGCGUGGUGGUCCUGGCGGUGGUGGUGAAGACCGUUGCGGACAUGGUGAAGACCGUUGCGGACAUGGUGAAGAAGAAGGAUGUCAAGGGAUCGAAAAGGAGGCGGAAUGAUUCAUCAACCAGUGACAUGGAGCGGAGACUCUGCAUUAAAUAUUUUGCGAAUGGACCCUGCGACUAUAGCCCUGUUCGUUUCAUUCUCGCGGCGGUUGCGACCAGCGACUGAAAUUUCUUCAUUGUUUUUAUCUUUAAUGGUUGCUCGGAGGGAGGAGGAGAGACGCAGCGAUCAAAAACUACACGGAUUCGGCAAAUUCCGUUGACGCCAAAAAUAACAGCGACCAAUUACCUUCAUUCUCUCUCCUCUGCGUCUUUCCUCUGCGUCUCUCCUCUGCAUUUAAAAACUGAUUCCGUUCAAUUUUCUUCUCUCUUUUUCUUUAGAAUUGAAGUCGCAGCCGCUGGUCGCGCGUUAAUGAAAAGAACAGGGCU
Molecule: messenger RNA, 5345 nt
Organism: Brassica napus (rape)
Lineage: Eukaryota; Viridiplantae; Streptophyta; Magnoliopsida; Brassicales; Brassicaceae
Product: putative nuclease HARBI1
Exons: 2
Coding region: 31-1347 (438 amino acids)
Source: RefSeq, a predicted model, not a curated record